Anolis carolinensis (green anole) is the source of this 5025-nucleotide messenger RNA. Its product is annotated as zinc finger protein 658B-like. NCBI's taxonomy places the organism in Eukaryota, Metazoa, Chordata, Lepidosauria, Squamata, Anolidae. The transcript has 2 exons. The coding region runs from base 753 to 2282 and encodes 509 amino acids. Gene Ontology annotation, cellular component: nucleus. Gene Ontology annotation, biological process: regulation of gene expression. The record is from RefSeq and is a predicted model, not a curated record.
GGGUUUUGUAGGGUUCACUCUCAAUGACAUGGCUUUCUUGGGGGCUGAUGACCCCUUUGGCUUUGCUUUGUAGGGACAAAGGGGGCUCUGAGAGGCGCCCGAUGGGGGUGCUGGGGGACACCUGCUCGGACCUUUGGCCUUUGGCUUGUGGGGUGCCGCAAGGCUCGAUUCCUUCCCCCAUGUUAUUGGACAUCGACAUGAAACCGCUGGGUGAGCUCAUCCGGAGCUUUGGAAUUUGGUGCCAUCUGUAGACAUGUUUUCAUGGGAGCAUUGGGACGUGAGAGUUCUCUGGAGCCACCCCUGCCGUGAUGGGAAACGAACCAGCUUCUAGUCGAUAUUAAGGCAUUUGGAAACCAAAGUGCAGUAAGGAAACCAGUCCUCUAGGAAAAAGGAUUCCUCUCAAGGGUCUGAUCUUGCUGAAUUCCUACAUUCACUUUGGAUUCUAGAGUAGAACCAUAGAGUCGGAAGAGACUGCAUGAGGCACCCAGUCCAGGCCUCUGCCGUGCAGGAAAAGCGCAAAGUACCCCUGACAGAUGAGCAUCUAGCCUCUGUUUAAAGGAUUCCAAAGGAGCCUCCACUACACUCUGAGGCAGAGAGUUCCACUGCUGAACAGCUCUUACAGUCAGGAAGUUCUUAAUGUUCAGAUGGAAUCUACUUUCCUGUAAUUUGAACCCACUGCUGUGAGUGAUCAGAAAGGGAAAAACAAGAAUCAAGUGUCCAUAUUGGAAUUAAAUGUACAUAGCACUGUUGACAUGGAGGAAAAAGCAUAUAAAUGUAUUGAAUGUGGAAAGAGCUUUAGUCAUCAUGGAAACCUGAAUAGACAUCAAAGGACUCACACUGGGGAGAAAUCCUAUAAAUGCCUGGAGUGUGGACAGAGCUUCACUCAGAGUUCAGGUCUACGUUCACAUCAAAGGACUCACACUGGGGAGAAACCCUAUAACUGUCUGGAGUGUGGACAGAGCUUCACUCAGAAGGGACACUUACAUACACAUCAAAGAACUCACACUAGGGAGAAACCCUAUAACUGCCUGGAGUGUGGACAGAGCUUUACUCAGAAGGGAAGCUUACAUACACAUCAAAGAACUCACACUGGGGAGAAACCCUAUAACUGCCUGGAGUGUGGACAGAGCUUUGCUCAUAGUUCAGCACUAUAUUCACAUCAAAGGACCCACACUGGGGAGAAACCCUAUAAAUGCCUGGACUGUGGACAGAGCUUCACUCAGAAGGGACACUUACAUACACAUCAAAGAACUCACACUGGGGAGAAACCCUAUAACUGCCUGGAGUGUGGACAGAGCUUUGCUCAUAGUUCAGCACUAUAUUCACAUCAAAGGACCCACACUGGGGAGAAACCCUAUAAAUGCCUGGAGUGUGGACAGAGCUUCACUCAGAAGGGACACUUACAUACACAUCAAAGAACUCACACUGGGGAGAAACCCUAUAACUGCCUGGAGUGUGGACAGAGCUUCACUCAGAAGGGAAGCUUACAUAGACAUCAAAGAACUCACACUGGGGAGAAACCCUUUAAAUGCCUGGAGUGUGGACAGAGCUUUGGUCGUAGUUCAGGACUACGUUCACAUCAAAGGACCCACACUGGGGAGAAACCCUAUAAAUGCCUGGAGUGUGGACAGAGCUUCACUCAGAAGGGAAGCUUACAUACGCAUCAAAGGACUCACACUGGGGAGAAACCCUAUAACUGCCUGGAGUGUGGACAGAGUUUUGCUCAUAGUUUAGGACUACGUUCACAUCAAAGAACUCACACUGGGGAGGAACCCUAUAACUGCCUGGAGUGUGGACAGAGCUUUACUCAGAAGGGACACUUACAUACACAUCAAAGGACUCACACUGGGGAGAAACCAUAUAAAUGCCUGGAGUGUGGACAGAGCUUCACUCAGAAGGGACACUUACAUACACAUCAAAGGACUCACACUGGGGAGAAACCAUAUAAAUGCCUGGAGUGUGGACAGAGCUUUGCUCGUAGUUCAGGACUACGUUCACAUCAAAGGACUCACACUGGGGAGAAACCAUAUAACUGCCUGGAGUGUGGACAGAGCUUCACUCAGAAGGGACACUUACAUACACAUCAAAGGACUCACACUGGGGAGAAACCAUAUAAAUGCCUGGAGUGUGGACAGAGCUUUGCUCAGAGUUCAGGACUACGUUCACAUCAAAGGACUCACACUGGGGAGAAACCAUAUAAAUGCCUGGAGUGUGGACAGAGCUUUGCUCGAAGUUCAGGACUACGUUCCCAUGAAAGGACUCACACUGGGCACAAACCAUAGAAAUGCAUGGAGUGUGUACAGAGCUUUUCAUGGAAUAAGAUUAUACAUAGACAUCAUAGAAUUCACCCUGGAGAGAAUGGUAUUAAUUGACACCAGAGUGUCAUUCUAACAUGUACAAAAGCAACUCUUGCAAAUUUUGGAAGUGCAAGCUCAAAGUUGGGACAUUUCAUCACAUGUGGUGUAUUGUAGAAAUAUUGAACUAAAAUACAGUGUUCCCUCACUUAUCCCGGGGGUUAGGUUCCAGGACCACCCGCAAUAAGUGAAAAUCCGCGAAGUAGGGAUGCUAUAUAUUUCUACAUUAUUUUAGUAGUUAUACACUAUUUUAAGUCUUUAUCAAGAAAUCAUGUGUUGAUAAAUUGCCUCCUUCUCCUCUUGUUGCCGCUUGGGCUCCUUUUCUCUCCCUUCGGCUUCUCCUUCCUCCCUUCCUCAGGCUGUAAAUUGUAAUUUUUUAUGAUUUAUAAUAUUCUUUUAGAGUUUAUUGAAAAACCGCGAAACAGAGAAUUUGCAAACAGUGAAACACAAAGUAGUGAGGGAACUCUGUAUGUUCCAUUCUGGAAGUAAUUAUAUUAUCUAAGGGGCGUAGAAUAAUGAGAAAUAAUAAUUAACAGAUAGUCACGUAUCCAUGUCUGUUUGUUAGUUCAGUUGUGUGUCUAUGUAGGUAACUCGUUAGUCUGUUUCUUGUUUAGUUUUGUAUCUCAUGUAGUAGUUAGUUUAAUGUGCAGUUGAAGCAUUAUAUAUAAUUUCUGCCUUUUUGGUAUUGUUGCUUUUAAUAUCUCUUUUAUGUUUUUUUAUUUUUGCAAAAAAAGGGGGAUUUAUAAGGGUCAAAACGGCUGAAACUGGAGGGGUGGGUAGACCUGGUUUUAGCCCAAUGUGGAUGAGCUCCCUCUAUCAGCUCCAGCUCCAUGCGGGGACACGAGAGAAGCCUCCCACAAGGAUGGUAAAAACAUCAAAAUAUCCGGGCAUCCCCUGGGCAACGUCCUUGCAGACGGCCAAUUCUCUCACUCCAGAAGCAACUCCGGUUGCUCCUGACACGAAAAAAAAAGCCCAAAGUGGGGUUUAAUGUUUAAUCUAGAGCGCCUUUGAAGAUCAUUUCCUUCCUCGGUGUUGGUGGCAUGGGUUUGGAUUCAGUUGUCUUGCUUCAGACAUUAUUAUUCCUAUUAUGCUUUAUACAACAUGUAUUCACUGCUUUGAUCACCAUCUAUUCUUUUUGACUGUCUUGUCUAUCCCCCAAACCCCUCCAGUGUGUUCUUAUGGUCAUCAGGGUUGUGUGUGCAAAGUUUGGUCCACAUCCAUCAUUGGUGGGCUUCCGAAUGCUCUCUGGAUGCAGGGUGAACUACAAUUCCCACACGUGUGGGUCAGUCCCCAAAACCCUCCUGUAUGUUCUGUUGGUCCUGGGGUUUCUGUGUGCCAGGUUUGGUCCUGAUCUGUCAUUGGUGGGCGUUGCAGAUCCAAUGUCAGCUGGAUUCAGUGCUCUCUGGAUAAGGGUGAACUACGACUCCCACAUGCCAAGGUCAACCACCCCCAAACCUCACCUGUAUGCACAGUUGGCCAUGCUGGCUCUGUGUGCCCAGUUUGGUCUAGAUCCGUCGCCCGCUUGUUUUGUUCUGAGCCCAAAGGUUUCCUGUUCUUUGGAUGCCGAGUGUUCAGGGAAGAGUGAGGUCCGUGAGAUCCAGGAGGCCCUUCAGAGACCACGUCUGGUCGCUUUGCUGGGAAGUCAUGCAAACACGUUCACACAAAAGGGAAGGUUGGAAGAUUUGGUUCAUACAGAUUUUAAGUUAAUCACUUUUAAAAAAUAGAAGAUAAAAUUUGGAAACUUGAAUUAUUAAGUCUGGAGUUGAAAACAUGACACAAUUCAGACAGUGGUUUGUGACACAACAUCAACACUUCUAGUGAACUACAGCUCCCACCAUGGUGGGUCAGUUCCCCCCAAACCCCUCCAGUAUAUUAAGUUAGUCUUGGUGGUUCUGUGUGCCACGUUUGGUCCCGGUCUAUUCUCAGUGGUGGUCCCAGUGUCUCUGGAUGCAGGUGAACUAUAAAUCCCAGUACCUACAACUCCCAAAGGCCCGCCCAAAGCCUACCAGUCUUCCAAAUUGGCCAUUUCGGGUACGCUUGCCAGGGAUAUCUGCACCAGGCUUAUCUUACCUUUGAUACACAGGCACCCAGGCCGUUCAGGACACUUUUGUACCUCCCUGCUACUUGUAGAUACUCAUUCAGCUACAACCGACAAUGUUGCAAAGUUUUGUGCGUACAAAGUCCGCCAGGGGAUGACGGUCCCAAAAGUGACCCAUGUCUCCAGUCUCUUGGUUCUAUAACUGGCUGAUGGACCUCUGCGUUGUAUGUUUUGCCCUGUUUCCCCUUCCGCUCCUCACCCCCCCCGGUUAUUGUGCUUUAAUGUCUUUAUAUUUUAAAUGUACUAAACAUACCAAGUUUGUAUGUAACUGUGACCUUUAUCUCCUGUGCUGGUCUAUGACCGAAAUAAAUGAUUGGAUUUGAAAUUUCCGGGCUGUGGCGCAGGCGGGAGAUCAAGCCAGCUGCAAUUAACUGCAAUGAAUCACUCUGACCAGGAGGUCAUGAGUUCGAGGCCCGCUCGGAGCCUAUGUUUGUUUGUCUUUGUUCUAUGUUAAAAGGCAUUGAAUGUUUGCCUAGAUGUGUCAUGUGAUCCGCCCUGAGUCCCCUUCGGGGUGAGAAAGAAGGGCGGAAUAUACAUGCUGUCAAUGAAUAAAAUAAAUAAAUUUGGUGCAAA